AUGCUGCUGUUAUAUGCGACAAUCUUUGUCGCCGGCCUAGUCGAAGCAACCGUAGGUCUAUUAUCUGCAAAUAACACACAGUUCGAUUGGACGACGAUUGAACCAACUGAAGACUUGCGCUACCAUGAUUGCUUCAAUGGGCUGCGUUGUGCGCGCCUCGAGGUGCCACUGGACUGGAAUAACCCCAAAGAUAACAGGACUGUCGCCAUCGCCAUCGCCACGCUUCCAGCCUCAGUACCGGUCGACCACCCCGACUAUGGCGGCACCAUUAUUUUGAACCCGGGUGGACCAGGCGAUCCUGGGGUCAAUCUCGUUCGCUUAUCCGGCCGCCAUUUGCAGAAAGUGAUUGACAACAACAAGAAGUAUGAGUAUCUGGGGUUCGACCCCCGCGGCUUGGGCAGCUCGACCCCUCAGGUGGAUUGCUUCGGGGGCGACAAGCUCGCAAGGAACGCCAACCAACAAGUGCUUCGGGGGCUAGGUCCCGUUGACUCCAGUGAAGACGCCUUACGACGUUUCCUAACGCUUUCCAAGGGAUUGGGUGCUGUGUGCGAGAACACGCUGGGCAAAACCAAUAUCCUGGAGCAUGUCACGACCGCCGCUGUCUGCCGCGACAUGGUCGAGAUUGUGGAUCGCGUUGAUGAGCUCCGGAAAAAGGAGACUGCGUUAAUUAAGCGCCGCAGAGGCGAGGAUGAGCAUAAAACUAGGUCGGAAGGGAAUCAAGUUGCUCGGAUUCAGUACUUGGGAUUCUCGUACGGCACCCUUCUCGGGAAUACGUUCGCGUCCAUGUUCCCCGGGCGUGUUGGGCGAAUGGUCCUCGACGGUGUUAUCUACGCUGAGGACUACAUGCAAGGGUUAUGGCAUCAUAACCUGGAUGACACGGAGGCCGUUGUCAACUAUUUCUACGACACAUGUUACAACGCUGGUGAUAGUUGCCCGCUCCGUACCUCCGAAGACGUGAAUGGUGCUAGCAUUAGAAGGCGUGUGGACCAACUCAUCACAGACCUGGACGCGGCGCCGGUAUACAACGCCCAGGGCACAAGCAUCGCAGCCGUUACUGGUCGUGAUAUUCGCGACAGCAUAUCGCAAGCCCUGUACAGGCCCAUCCUAGGUUUUCCGCCACUGGCACAAAUGGUUGCAGAUGCCUUUGAAGGUAACUUUACUUUGAUUGCAGAUACAGUCACUCCCGACGAUAUCCAGUCCGACUGUGCCGCCGGCAGUCAAGUCUUCAGCGGAGAAGUUGCCUACGCCGUCGUUUGUAGCGAUGCUGCUAGCAACCAAACUGAACAUGAUCUUGCCUACUACUCUAACGAGGUCGAGAAAUUCCUCAACCAAUCCAUCACUUUUGGGGCAAAAUGGGCCACUAUUCCCCUCCAGUGCGUGGGCUACCGUCUUCAGCCCAAUUAUCAAUUCCAUGGGCCCUGGGUUACACCCCCCGCAGACCCCAGUCUCAAGCCUGGCGUGCCGGCGGCACCACUUCUAUUUUUGACAAAUAAAAUAGAUCCAGUUACGCCUCCUAUGAAUGCAAAAGCUAUGUCAGCAGGGCAUCCUGGUUCGGCUGUGGUGAUUCAGGAUUCUGUCGGUCAUUGUGCCAUCCCAGCAGGUUGGAGCGACUGCACCAACCAGAUCCUGCGGGACUACUUUGAGUUCGGCACUGUUCCUCAAAAUGGUACUUUUUGUACAGCCUCUUGUAAACCAUGGCAAAAGAAUGACAAAGGGUGCAAUUUGCUGAGCUUUGAAAACAAUGGCGGCUGGUAA
Trichoderma asperellum CBS 433.97 is the source of this 1755-nucleotide messenger RNA. RefSeq lists its product as uncharacterized. Lineage: Eukaryota; Fungi; Ascomycota; Sordariomycetes; Hypocreales; Hypocreaceae. The record is from RefSeq and is a predicted model, not a curated record.